Lycium barbarum (goji berry) is the source of this 2364-nucleotide messenger RNA. RefSeq lists its product as uncharacterized. The record is from RefSeq and is a predicted model, not a curated record. Lineage: Eukaryota; Viridiplantae; Streptophyta; Magnoliopsida; Solanales; Solanaceae. Bases 1 to 2364 code for a protein of 787 amino acids. The transcript has 6 exons.
AUGAAUAAUUCUAAUCGUGAGUGGAUGUAUGAUAGAAUAUUGGAAGAUGGAUUUAUAAAUCCUAGGUUUAUUGAUGGGGUUGAGGACUUCGUUACAUUUGCUAAAAGACAUCCACAAUGCAUAGAUGGUGGAAAGUUAAGAUGUCCCUGUAAUCAUCGUAAGUGUCGCAAUAAAAACAUUUUGGAUGAGUUUACAGUCAUGUCACAUCUUGGGACUUUCGGCAUUGUACUGGGUUAUUACUGUUGGUAUCACCAUGGAGAAAGUUAUCCAUAUCCAAGCGUGCUUAAUGAUCAUCUAGGAGAAGCUUUGGGUGAAACUGUGAAUUCUCAGUCUAAUAAUGCAUUUCGGUCUAUGGCAGAACGUCAUUUUUCUGAAAGGUUGUAUGAUGAGUUAUGUCAAUUUCUAUCAGAAUUGAUGCCAACUGACAACAUAGUGACAGAUAGCUUCUAUAGUACCAAAAAGCUAAUGCGAGGAUUGGGUUUGCCGCGUGAAGAUAGUGAACUUGUCAAUUGCAAGUUUUGUGCUCACCCUCGAUUCAAGAGAUCAAAACAUCGACAUUCCAAGCAGCAGACUAAUAUUCCUUAUAAGCAGAUGUCUUAUUUUCCUUUGACUCCGCGUUUGCAAAGGUUGUAUACAUCUAAUGCUACUGCAAAGCAUAUGAGAUGGCAUUCUGAGCAUGAAAGGGAUGGUGUCAUGCGUCAUCCCUCAGAUUCUCCUGCUUGGAAGAAUUUUGAUCAGGCAUAUCCAUGUUUUGCAUCCGAAGAUGAUUACAUGUUUUUAUCUGUGAUUAUGUCUGGCCCAAAAAACCCAAAACAAAAAGUCGAUGUCUUCUUGCAACCCCUCAUUCAUGAGUUAAAAGAAUUAUGGGAGGAGGGAGUCCAAACAUAUGAUGCUUCAAGUAAGAAUAAUUUUCAAAUGAAAGUUGCAUUGAUAUGGACAAUAAGUGAUUUUCCAGCGUACUCAAUGUUGCCGGGUUGGAGUACAGCAGGAAAAUUAGCUUGCCCUUAUUGCAAGGAAGACUCAAAUGCUUUUUCACUACCCAAUGGUAGAAAGGUCUCAUGGUUUGACAAUCAUAGAAAGUUCUUACCAUUGGAUCAUCCGUGGCGAAGGAACAAAAAAUGGUUCAAGAAGGGCCAAACAGUACAUAAAGUUGUAUCAACUGAACAAUCGGGUUUACAAAUACUUAGGGAGAUUGAAUAUUUGGGGCUCAUGAAAGUCACAGAACUUGGUUUUGAUGCGAUAAAUGCAAGAAUCUCAAAGAAUAGUGGGUGUGGUUGGAAGAAAAGAAGUAUAUUUUGGGACUUGCCUUACUGGAAGACAAAUCUUAUUAGGCAUAACCUUGAUGUGAUGCACAUAGAAAAGAACGUGUUCGAUAACAUUUUUAACACCUUGAUGAAUGUCAAGGGGAAAACAAAGGACAAUGCAAAAUCUAGCGCAGAUUUGAAAUUACUUUGCCAUCGUCCAGAGUUACAUCAGGAUGAAAGUACCAAAAAGUAUCCAAAAGCUUGUUAUAUGUUAGACGAUAAUGCAAAAGAAGUGCUUUGUAAGUGGUUGCAAGAGUUGAGAUUUCCUGAUGGUUAUGUGUCUAACAUGGGAAGAUGUGUUGACAUGAACAAGCUUAAACUAUUUGGUAUGAAGAGUCAUGAUUGUCAUGUGUUUAUGCAACGCCUAAUACCUAUUGCAUUUCGAGAACUGCUUCCACAAAAUGUGUGGCAACCAUUGGCAGAGUUGAGUCUUUUCUUUAAAGAUCUCACCUCUACUACAAUAAUAGAGGAACAAAUGGGACAAUUAGAAAGAAAUAUUCCUCUCAUCUUGAAUAAGCUUGAACGUAUUUUUCCUCCUAGCUUCUGGGAUUCUAUGGAACAUCUUCCUAUCCAUUUAGCUUACGAAGCACGUUUAGCUGGCCCAGUUCAAUACCGAUGGAUGUAUCCGUAUGAGAGAAUUUAUGAAGAUAACUUGAGACAAAUUCAACCAUACAUUCAAGAUAGCGAGAUUGAUACUAAACUUGAAACAGGGUUUGCAUCUUGGUUUGAGAGAUACGCACGUGAUCCUUCAUCCGGCAUCAACAAUCAAAUCAUGAAGGAUUUUGCAGAAGGGCCAUUUCAUAAGGUUCAACCCUUUAAUGGAUAUGUCAUAAAUAGUUACAAGUUUCACACCGAAGAAUACGGUUCAAGUAGAUCUACAAUGAAUAUUGGUGUAUGUAUCAAGGGCUCUAGCCACAGUGCAGAUGAUAUGGAUUACUAUGGUCGAUUGGUAGAGAUUUUGCAGUUAGAGUAUCCUGCAUUACCAUUUAAGAGAACCUUGUUAUUUAAAUGUUCUUGGUUUGAUCCAACACCAGAACAUGGUACAAGAGUACAUCCAUAA